Messenger RNA from Cyphellophora attinorum, 1092 nucleotides. RefSeq names its product putative FAD synthase. Gene Ontology annotation, molecular function: FMN adenylyltransferase activity. The transcript has 2 exons. The record is from RefSeq and is a predicted model, not a curated record. The coding region runs from base 1 to 1092 and encodes 363 amino acids. Lineage: Eukaryota; Fungi; Ascomycota; Eurotiomycetes; Chaetothyriales; Cyphellophoraceae. Gene Ontology annotation, biological process: FAD biosynthetic process.
AUGCCCGGCAAUGGCCCACCAUCGGAAAGCAACGCGCCGAGCAUGCUGACGUCCACCGAGGCAUCAGCUGCAAACGGCUCGGUCCCAAGUCCGCCAGAACCCUCGGAGGCUUCGAAGGCGGUCAGACCUGUCGAUCUUGUGGCAGAUGCCAUACCUGAGUCGGCACAGGGCCAGCUCAGUGGGGAAGAAGGAGAAGAUGUCCUGCCCGUGGCGCCCAACCCAGUGCCACUGAGCGAGGUGUGUGCAGAUGUGUACGGGAGGGUCGAGAAACUGCUGGAUGCGAGGGAAGUGGACGAGGUCACGAGACGGACACAGCAGCAGGUCAGGGAAAGCAUGGACAUUAUGUCGAAGGCGUUAGACGAGUAUGGCUUCGAGCACCUCUCCCUCUCAUACAACGGCGGCAAGGACUGCCUGGUCCUCCUCCUAAUCUACCUCGCCGUCCUACAUACACACUUCACACGACCCUCCUCCCGGCGGAAAACAGAAGCACAAGACUUCCCAACCUCGAUCCCCUCGAUCUAUGCCACGCCUCCUGAUCCCUUUCCCGCCGUCACAACCUUCGUCAGCGCUUCUUCCUCCGCCUACCACCUCUCACUCAUCCACAUCCGCACAAAUCCUCCGCCACCGGAUCCACAACACACGCACGCGAACCCCAACUCCGCACCACCCCAUCCCCACCUCCCAGGUGUGCCCGUCCGAACCUUCCGCGACGCCUUCGCCCUCUACCUGUCCCACAACCCCACCAUCAACGCCAUCUUCGUCGGCACCCGCCGCACCGAUCCGCACGGGGAGCACCUGACGCCCUUCCAGCGCACCGACGGCAACUGGCCCGAUUUCAUGCGCGUGCAUCCCGUGCUGGACUGGAAAUUGAGCGAGAUAUGGGCAUUUCUGAGGUUUCCGGGGAUGGUCGGUAGUACGGGGUAUUGUGGGAUGUAUGAUGAGGGGUAUACUAGUCUUGGUGGGAGGGGUGAUACCGUGCGCAAUCCGUUGUUGAAGGUGCAGGAGGGGGAGGAUGCGCUUGACGGAGGAGGAGGGUAUAGACCGGCGUGGACGAUGGUUGAGGAUCGGGAGGAGAGGGCUGGGCGGGAGUAG